CCAGAGUUUGGUACUAUUGAUGGAUUCCAACUAACAACUGACUAAGGGCGAAGCGUCUCGUUUCUAAGGAUGCAACCGAAUUUGAAGUAGGAAUAAGUGUUACAUUUGAUGUCGUAGGCCUAUGAUGUAAUAGUGGUGUACAUGUUUCUUCAGUCAAAGAUUUGAUGAUAAAAUAACAAUGAAGAAGUCCUCUGUCAAAUCAAAGUCGACUGCUUCAACCAGAUCCAAAUCAAUGCCGAAGGACAAACCAGCUACAAAUCCAUUGACGUCCAAGCCAAAAGCACCCUCCGGUGAUGGAGCAAGGAAAGAGGAAGCCUUUGGUCCGUCUGUGGAUGCAGACGAAAGGCUGCAGUCACAGGAAGAGAAGUACCGGCAGCAGUGUGAAGAGGCAGAGAUGCCUAAGAUUAUGUCCAGACCUAUCAGAAUCAGUCUUCAGUUGAUAGCAAGAAGGAAUCUAUCUCCGGAUGUUGCUAGUGGAUCCCAUGAGAAGCUAAUUCACGCUAUCAGCAAGCUGACUCAUCUGCGUUUAGACAGGGAGAAUGUUGGAGAGAUUGAUGAUCUUGAGAUGAUGGGACCUGUCACAAACCUGUACUUACAGCAAAAUCGGAUCGAGAAAAUUAAGAAUCUUGAGUCGCUACAGUCCCUGUGCUUCCUAACUCUUGCUGGCAACCAAAUUGAGAAGGUGGAAAACCUGACUGACCUUCCAGGACUCAAGCUGCUGGACUUGUCGUCCAAUCAGAUUCAAGAGUUCGACACAAAUGAGCUUCCCAAGACUUUGAUGAUACUCACUAUGGAGGGAAAUCCAUGCUGCAAGAUGGCCGACUACAGGAGGAAACUUCUACUUGCCUUGCCGAACCUUCAACAGUUGGAUGGGGAUGCUGUAACAAGACAAGAGCGGUUAGAAGCGGGAUGCGAUGCCCUUGCCUUAAGCUCAGAGGAAGAUGAUGAGAUGGGGGAUGUAGAAGAUGAGGUGGAAGGAAGGACAGGUGAAUUGACUGAAGACAUUUUGCAGUUGUCGGCCAAUUUGAUCAAGGAAUCGCGUCUGCGUUCUCAACGACAAGCCUCGGAGCACUACAGGCACAUGGGGCAGCUAGUGGAAGCACGUAGCCAAUCACAGCUAGCCAUGAACUCGGCCAGGUCAUCGUUGGGUAUGACCCCGAGGUCAGGGGAUGCGACCUCUGCACCAGCAAGCGGGCGGUUGAGUGCUGGGUCAUCGGCAUCUAGAUGAUUCCUCCUUUGAAUUCUUCCAAGAUCAAUGAAAUGUUUUUUUCUGAACAGGACAGGUUUGUUGUUUCCUUGUAUGGCCGUUAACUUUCUUUAUACUUUAAACACUAGAUAACAGGCAUAACUCUAAUAACAAGCAGAAUAGGUGAAUGGUCAACUUUUGUAAUAUGGUUGUUGGCUGGAUUUGUUCAAUUGUAAAUUAUAGAUACAAUGUAAUACUUGUAUAUAAGACUGGAAUACCAAUGCCAUGAACUGUAAAUAAAAUGUUUUGGACACUA
Messenger RNA from Acanthaster planci (crown-of-thorns starfish), 1502 nucleotides. RefSeq lists its product as uncharacterized. The record is from RefSeq and is a predicted model, not a curated record. Gene Ontology annotation, molecular function: protein binding. NCBI's taxonomy places the organism in Eukaryota, Metazoa, Echinodermata, Asteroidea, Valvatida, Acanthasteridae.